Molecule: messenger RNA, 2998 nt
Organism: Scatophagus argus
Lineage: Eukaryota; Metazoa; Chordata; Actinopteri; Scatophagidae
Gene: foxd5
Product: forkhead box D5
Exons: 1
Coding region: 1299-2366 (355 amino acids)
Biological process (GO): regulation of transcription by RNA polymerase II; anatomical structure morphogenesis; cell differentiation
Molecular function (GO): RNA polymerase II cis-regulatory region sequence-specific DNA binding; DNA-binding transcription factor activity, RNA polymerase II-specific
Source: RefSeq, a predicted model, not a curated record
AGUUUAACUGAGGAUUUCAUUUAUGAGUAAAUGUUGAACUUGUUGCUGCUGUGUGAGGUGUCAUCACUCCGUACGUGUCGCUUCAGUAAGUUUGAACUUGUAACAGUUGACAAAUUACAGCCAUUUUAUUUUCUGAUAUCUGUUACGUGAGCCUUUAUUGGAAGUCAUGUGAGAACCAUCUCUCACCCACUCAGGCAGUCACACGGUAGGGACAGUCAGGUGACGAAGUAGGUGGAGUUUUCCCACCUUGGUCAUUUGCAAUGGAGAUAGUUUAGCAGCACGGAUUUAUCACAUAUCCGCUGUUGGACCGGUUUGCUUUGAGGAUUGCUCUGCUCAUUCAUCCCGGUCGUAAAGCCGACCUGAGCCCUGCAGCCCAGGCCUCUCUGUGCAGCUGAGCCGUUUCCUACUCAAUUCUGAUGCUGAUGGCCUCGUUAAGGCGACUAUUACCUCUUUUCUCUGCAGCCUGCGGGAAGCCCCACCACGGCCAUUUUCAUGGUCACACCACCCACGGGCAUCCAGAGGUGGCAAACUAAACGAACCUGCGGGGGUUUGAAGAGGGAAACACUUUGUUUCUUAUCACGAGCUAGGCGUGGUGUUAAAGUUCCCAAGAACACACCAUCUCCUGCUGUGUAGCUGUACGAUUUGUAAUAUCAAAUGAUUAAAAUGUCAAGAUUGAACAUGAUUCAGCCACAUAGAAAUUCAUUUUGGUAACGUCCGCAUUUCUGAUGCAGGAGGAUGACAUCAGGCUCACGUAUAUGCUUCUGCUGCAGGAGCGCAAAAAGUGUUGACCUGAAAUGGCGCUGUAUUAAUUGUAGUCUUGUUUUUAACUCGUACUCACUAAUGACUGUCUUAAUACGAAGAUGCGUAAGAUCUGAAGCAGUUCGUUUUCAGUCUUACAUUUACUACUUUGAAGAUUCUGAAUCUUGAAGAUUCACUCCAACCGUCUGACAACUUAAACGAAAUGCAUACAUUUUUUGCCAAGUGCACAAACUGCCGUCGAGAAAUUGGGUUUUCUUUGGCUGAAUAGUCUGUGCGCACUACAGGACUCCCCAAAUCCCCCCACCUGUGCGCUUCCCUUCUCUGGCUCCCCGCGGUGAGGGCCUACUCUGAUAGGUCCAGAGGGUUAAUGGGACUGGCCUUCAGGGCAGCAGGCUCUCAGCGUACAGUAUAAAGCCUCAGCUUUCAUUACUACAGCAAACAGAUGGUUUACAGGGUUUGAGAGGAACCAGACCUUUUACGCAUGAAUAAGAGCCUUUUGAUUUUUACGCACAGCGUUUUGGAACACUCUGCGUGCGAAGAUGACUCUCUCCAGUGAAUUUGAAGCUUCACAACACGCAGCUUUGCCUCUAGACGAGGAUGAGAUUGACAUAGUGGGCGAGGAUGAGCCUACCCACGGGCGUUUAUACAGAAAUGAGUGCUCCACGGACCCCGGCUCCUCGGCAGAAUCUGGCGCUGAAUUUGACUCGUCAGAGCCGGACUCCUCGGGGGAAAGCGAGAACAGUUUCUGCGCAGACGCACCGCCGUCCAGGAAAGCCCAGAACAGCUCGGUGAAGCCUCCCUACUCCUACAUUGCCCUCAUCACCAUGGCCAUCCUGCAGAGCCCGAUGAAGAAGCUGACGCUGAGUGGCAUCUGUGACUUCAUCAGCAACAAGUUUCCCUACUACAGAGACAAGUUCCCCGCUUGGCAGAACUCCAUCAGGCACAACCUCUCUCUAAACGACUGUUUCAUCAAGAUCCCGAGGGAACCCGGAAACCCGGGAAAAGGUAACUACUGGUCUCUGGACCCUGCUUCAGAAGACAUGUUCGACAACGGCAGCUUUCUUCGGCGAAGGAAGCGCUUCAAGCGAAACCACCCCGAGCUCAGCAAAGACGGACUUAUGUUUUAUUCCAACUUGAACUGCUACCGGCCAUACGGGCAACCGUAUUGCGUACAGGGCCAGGUAAGCCCCCCACACGCUGCUCCUAUCCGGUACAUGCCCCUGCAGGAGAACAUCAUGAUGCCCCCCUCUUCCUAUCACCUCUUACCUCAGACUCUGAACACUCACGGGAAGUGCAGUGGGCCUAAAGACUUCAGGGCGCAGCUUUGCGCAGCAGAAGCCCCUGAGCCAAAGCCUGGCCCGCAGAGAAAGUGCUCUUUCAGCAUCGACAGCAUCAUGAGCAAACCCACUCCCGUCAAUCCACAGAACCCAAAUCCACAGCAGAACCGUCACAGCGCUCUUGGGUACAGUCAUCUCAUGUCGGGCCCUGCUGCCUGUCUGGUUCCGACGAUCCUGCAGGCUCCCAGGACUCCAUUCUGCCCUCCUGCCAUGCUGAGCACUGCUCCUUUAAUAAAUGAGCAUCUCAGACUCUCUUACCCUCCCUGCUGAAGGCUUUUGUCGUGUGAAACCUCUCAGUGUCUAAAUGUUCGAUGCUAUGUGAAGACACGUUUUUGUAGCUCAUUUCUUAAAGAAAUGUUUUAAUUGCAUGAUAUUUAUGUGCGUUGACAGUCAAAAGGAAUGUCUUUAAAGAAACCAAUGUAAAUAAGAUGAGUGCUAAUAUAUUUGUGGAAGUUGCUGCAGUGGAAACCCUCGUUGAUGAAUGUGUUUUUGUUCUUAAUUAACGUGUCAAAAUAAAUGAAAAUAUCUGACAUUUAAAUCUCUUUAUUUGGUCUAGUAAUUUCCUGUUUAGAGUCUAUUCUUAAUAUAACUUUUGCCGCAAAAACCAAAACAAACUAAAAACCUUUGAGUUGAAAUAGGCCGAAAUUCGAUUACGCUUCAAUUUGAAGCGUUUCAAGCAAAAAUAAUGAUGAUGCCAGCUGUUCAAUUAAACUUGCAGAGGCCCCCGCUGAUGAAAUGACGAAACUGAUCAAAUAAAUUUGAGUGUGAUUUUCAACUGUUUAAACCUCCGCAGUUUAUUCUUCCUUACCCCAACAUACUUCUGUGUAAGAAAGGCAUUGAAGCGUGUCCCUGUCGUAACCAUUACGAUUCCAUUUCUCAGAAUUAAGAGUUUAAAGGAUGAA